Tachysurus vachellii is the source of this 2749-nucleotide messenger RNA. RefSeq names its product CDP-diacylglycerol synthase (phosphatidate cytidylyltransferase) 1 (gene cds1). NCBI's taxonomy places the organism in Eukaryota, Metazoa, Chordata, Actinopteri, Siluriformes, Bagridae. Gene Ontology annotation, molecular function: phosphatidate cytidylyltransferase activity. Gene Ontology annotation, cellular component: endoplasmic reticulum membrane. The record is from RefSeq and is a predicted model, not a curated record. The coding region runs from base 275 to 1633 and encodes 452 amino acids. The transcript has 13 exons.
AGAGACACACACACACACACACACACAGAGACACACACACACACACACACACACACACAGAGAGCUGCUGCAGUGACAAGAGAUCUGCGGAUAUAAACAAAUGCACGCAUUUUAUCCCGGAGUCACACUGAGGAUCUUUUCCGACCUGCUCUCAGGCUGUGUGACACUUCAUGAUCCAUGUCGGUGAAAACAAGCCGCUUUUAGGAGCUGACAUUUAUCCGAAAGUCUGUAUUUUGAACUCUUUGUUUAUGUGUAAAGGAGAAAUCAGAAGGCAAUGACAGAGCUGAGGAAGCGCGGAGGAGACAGAGAGCCUGACAGCACUGACAAUAUCAGCGAUAAGGAAGCAGAUGGAGAAGACAGGCUGGGCCUGACCAGUGAAGGGGAAGGGGACACAGAGGGCGAGUGUAAAGCACACACUCCUGACGUGCCGUUGUCCACCGACAACACUCCACAAUGUCUCAACAAAGCUCUGGAGGGCCUGUCAUCCAGAUGGAGGAACUGGUGGGUACGAGGGAUUCUAUCGCUUAUGAUGAUCGUAGGCUUCUUCCUGAUCAUCUAUCUGGGACCCAUUAUGCUUAUAUUUGUGGUUAUGACUGUACAAAUCAAGUGUUUUCAUGAAAUCAUAACCAUCGGAUAUAGAGUUUAUCAUUCCUACGAACUUCCGUGGUUCAGAACGUUGAGCUGGUACUUUUUGGUUUGUGUGAACUACUUCUUCUACGGGGAGACAGUAGCCGAUUACUUUGGUGCUUUAGUCCAACGGGAGGAACCUUUGCAGUUCCUUGUUCGUUAUCAUCGCUUUAUUUCUUUCACUUUGUACUUGGCAGGUUUCUGCAUGUUUGUUCUGAGCUUAGUGAAGAAGCAUUAUCGCCUGCAGUUUUAUAUGUUCGCUUGGACCCAUGUGACUCUGUUGAUUGUGGUAACUCAGUCUCACCUGGUCAUUCAGAACCUUUUUGAAGGAAUGAUCUGGUUUAUUGUACCAAUAUCCAUUGUCAUCUGUAAUGACAUCAUGGCUUACCUGUUUGGCUUCUUCUUUGGAAGAACACCUCUGAUUAAGCUUUCUCCAAAGAAGACCUGGGAAGGUUUUAUUGGAGGCUUCUUCUCUACGGUGGUCUUUGGGUUCAUUUUUGCCUACCUGCUAGCCCAGUACCAGUACUUUGUGUGUCCGGUAGAGUACAACAGCGAGACUAAUCGUUUUGCUGUGGAGUGUGAACCCUCAGACCUGUUUGUGAUACAUGAGUACACACUGCCUGCAGUGGUCCAGAAUGUCCUGCGAUGGAAAACAGUGAAGCUAUACCCGUUUCAGAUUCACAGCAUUGCUCUGUCAUCGUUCGGUUCGUUGAUCGGACCAUUCGGUGGCUUUUUUGCCAGCGGAUUCAAAAGAGCAUUUAAAAUCAAAGAUUUUGCAGACACCAUCCCUGGACAUGGUGGUAUCAUGGACCGCUUUGACUGCCAGUAUCUCAUGGCUACGUUUGUUCAUGUUUACAUAGCAAGCUUUAUCAGGGGCCCGAAUCCCAGUAAGGUGUUACAGCAGCUUCUGGUCCUUCAGCCUGAACAACAGCUCAGCAUUUUUAAUACACUGCGUAACCACCUGAGAGAGAAAGGCAUGCUGCUUCCUGCUGCGCUGGAGGAAUGAAGAAACACUCAUAUGUUCACUAUUUCAGUUAGAACAGUAAGGUUUAGCUAUUUAUCACUUUGCACAACUGUGGAAGCACAGCCAUCACUCUAGAAACUCUGGAGAAACACCGUGCAGUUUGGCUUUACCUCACACUUCUACUACACAAACAGCUCUACACUAAUGUGACCACAAGGGGGCAGUGUGCUUCUUCUCAUAUAUUUUUUUUUCUUUCUUAUUUUUUUUUAUUCUUUUUGCUUCUUAUACUUAUUCUUCUGCCUCUUCGUCUCCUUCGCCGAACUGCAUGUGAUACAUGUCUUCUGACAAACAGAAGGAAAGAUGGAAGCACAGAGUAAGUGAAGUCAGAGAGCUGGAAGUUUGAAAAUAGCUCUUUAUCCCGAGUUUGGGGCAUUGCACUGAUUUUAGAUUUGAUUCUAGUGUAAUUUCUGACGUGUGAUUGAUUGAUUGGCAGAAAUUGGACAGUUUGCUUCUGCAGUAAUUCCAAGCUGUCACAGUGGGAUGUGCUACAGUAUACAGGCUUAGCAUGAUGAUAAUCGUAUCAGAUGCACACAAAUAAUCAACAACUAAAAACAGCAUGAGUCGUCCAGUUACUUCUGAACGUAGCACUUCUCUCUUUUCCCAUGAACAGUUAUAUACCGAAAUGUUCCAAAGCUGUAGGAUGUACAAUUGUAGUUAUGUAUUAAUGUACAUAGAUCUGGAUGAUACUAAAAGAUUUAAAAUAUAUAAUGAUUAUUACUCAAAACUUAAAAUCCUAUAUAUGUUAUAGGAAUGAAGAUAUAUGCAAACUUUUAGAUGUAACUUUUUUAAAUAGAGAUUUAGCAUGAUUAAUCUGCUGUGUGAAGGACAGUACGGCGAACAAAUAAUAAGUUAUUUUUGUUUUUACUGAAAGACGAGAACUAAACACUAAAUUAUUUGUAUUUAUAUCAUUAUUACUAUAUAAAUACUUCAAUUAAAAAAAAAAAAACAUAGGAGGUUUUUAUCUCUGAACAGCGACGUCUUAGGGUAGAAUCUGCGUCUUUAAAAGGAGUGAAGUUGAUCAAAUGUAUGUGUUUACUGUUUUAUCAUCUAGCAGCCAUGUUGUGUGUUAUACUGACCGACCCAAAACAAAAAAAAUAA